Molecule: messenger RNA, 977 nt
Organism: Solanum dulcamara
Lineage: Eukaryota; Viridiplantae; Streptophyta; Magnoliopsida; Solanales; Solanaceae
Exons: 1
Coding region: 54-773 (239 amino acids)
Cellular component (GO): nucleus
Molecular function (GO): ubiquitin protein ligase activity
Source: RefSeq, a predicted model, not a curated record
UUACUUUACUCAAAACAAGUUUGUUCGUUUAUUUCUCAUCGAUCAAAGAAACAAUGAGUAGUCAUCGUUCUUUCCAUAACAACACACAUUAUCAUUCUUCACCCAAUUACUAUAAUGGCAAUCAUCAACAAGGAGGCUAUAAUCCGCGUAACGCUCCAAGGCACCCCAAUUAUCAGUCUUUUAUACGACAUCACUACGUUUAUGAUAAUCCACACCCAGAUGAUUCGUUGAUUGCUGUACAUGAGUACAUUGCUCAACAAUUUAGGAAUCGAUAUCAAACACUUUUCUUUCAACCACCUCUGCCCUACUAUCCAGUCUUACCGUCAGUUGUAGUUCAAGGUCCAUACUAUCCAAGCCCAUAUUAUGAACAGAUUGAUGAUGUCUAUGUUGUUGCUCAUCCGACUGAGACGAUCUGGAUUAGACAACUGAUGGAUUGGCAGAUCAGAAAUUCCAGAUUUAAUUUUCAUGCUCUGUAUAAUCAUGAUCAUGAGGAGAAAGAGGACGACGAUGACGAUGUGUUGAAGUAUUUGAAAAUAAGAACUCAUCAUGCUCCGGCUAAAGAUGGAAUCGAUCCCGAAGUAGUAGUAGUAGCGGAUGUAGAAUCAGAUAUCUGUGCUAUAUGCCAAUCUGAAUAUGAACACGAAGAGAGUAUAGGAGCGUUGCAGUGUGGACACGAGUAUCAUACGGAUUGCAUCAAACAGUGGCUGUUGAAGAAGAAAGAUUGUCCGAUGUGCAGAGCUUCAGUUUUGCCUUCACAAGAACAGAGAUUAUAGAGAGACAUUUACUCAAUGGCGCGCUUGAUGUGAAGAUUAUUGUUUUUAUUAUUUUAGUCAAUUUGAGAAUUGGUGUUUUUUUUCAUCUUUGGUAAGGGAGAAACAGGUCCUUGGUCUAGUAUAGUACAUAGAAAUUAGUAAGAUAUUGUUCUGAAUAAGAUAAGCAACAAAUUACAUAAAUGAAUAUCAUCGAGAUUUGGCUUA